AUGACAAUGAUACUUUUAUCAUUUAUACCUGUGGAUACACGAGAGAUGUUAAGACAGCAAUAUAAGAAUGUGGAAAUUGAUUUUCCUCCAGCUCGAACUCCAUUAUUUGAAUAUAUAUUAUAUUAUCAAUAUCUUCCACGAUAUGAGUUCACGAGACUUAUAGAUUUUAAGGGACGUAAAGAAGGUUUAAGUCAACUUCAUGUAUUAAAAUCUUCGUAUGUUAAAAAAAUAUUAGAAAAUGCUAAUUUUUCAUAUCUUGAAAUACUUGAUGUAUUUGGUAUCAAUUGUGAAAUUCAUAUUAAUUUAUUUAUGAUAUUAAUCGAAAAAACUCAAAAUACACUUCGAAGAUUAUAUUGGAAUCAAUUAGAAGGAGCUAAAUUGGUAAUUUGUGAAGUAGUAGAUGCGAAUUUAAUAUUUCGAACAUUGGGAACGAAGGCAUCCAAGAAUUUAACAUUAAUUAAUUUUUCAGAAGGAUGGUGGUUUACGGACAUAAAUUUAUAA
Messenger RNA from Diversispora eburnea, 501 nucleotides. NCBI's taxonomy places the organism in Eukaryota, Fungi, Glomeromycota, Glomeromycetes, Diversisporales, Diversisporaceae. The record is from the annotation of a GenBank genome assembly.